This is a messenger RNA of Dinoponera quadriceps, 562 nucleotides long. RefSeq lists its product as uncharacterized. The coding region runs from base 120 to 512 and encodes 130 amino acids. Gene Ontology annotation, cellular component: ribosome; cytosolic small ribosomal subunit. The transcript is spliced from 5 exons. Lineage: Eukaryota; Metazoa; Arthropoda; Insecta; Hymenoptera; Formicidae. Gene Ontology annotation, biological process: translation. The record is from RefSeq and is a predicted model, not a curated record. Gene Ontology annotation, molecular function: structural constituent of ribosome.
UGCGUAUAGAAGUGGAAGACAGUGUGAUGGGAAGUUUCCUUCAAUCUGUCUUUCUCUGUGCGAAGUGAUCGCUCGUUGGAAGAGCUUUUGAUAGGCGGUAUACUCUGUAGACCAUCAUCAUGCAACUAACAAUUCGCGGGCAGGAAACGACCGUUGUCGAUUGUCAGGAUAAUGAGACGAUACAGCAACUGAAGGAAAGGAUUACAUGCCUUCAGGACAUUAAGGAGUUUAAUCUUUAUUGCAAUGGAGUUUUGUUGACCGAUGAAACUUCUGUUAAUGAACUUUCAUCUGACACAUUAGAGUUGACUAUUUCAUUGUUGGGAGGAAAGGUACACGGUUCCUUGGCACGUGCCGGCAAAGUAAAGGCACAGACACCAAAGGUUGAAAAACAAGAGAAGAGCAAGAAGAAAACUGGCCGUGCUAAACGACGCAUCCAGUACAACCGCAGGUUCGUGAAUGUCGUUCAGACUUUCGGCCGUCGACGUGGACCUAAUGCAAAUACAAAUUCGUAAAAAUUAUAUUGUGCUAUUAUGAAAUCAAAUAAAAUGUAAUUCUGAAAUAU